UUCUGUUAAAGAACAUGCAUCUUUGAAUCAACAUAUAGAUGCAAUAAAACUUGAUACAGCUAAAAAAGCAAGAAAUAAAGAAUCAGUACAAGUUAUACAAAAAAACAAAAAUCACAUAGUUGGAGUUAUAAAAAUCAUAUAUACUCUUAUAAGGCAAGAUAUACCAUUGGCCAAAUUUUCUUAUUUCAUUCAAAUGUUCUGUGAAUUGGAGUCUCCAUUUAUUAUGGAAGGUUCAAUUACUUACGAAAAUGAAGUAUCUAGUCGUGAGUUUGCUUUUGCUAUAUUUAAUAUAAUUAAAGCUGAUAUAUGGAAAGAAAUUAGUGAAGCAGUAUCUUUUGGAAUUAUGAUUGAUAAGAGCACAGAUAUUUCUAUGAACAAGUAUUUAGUUAUUUAUGUAAUAUAUCCAAAUAGCUCGAGUAAUAUCAAGACACAUUUUUUGCAAUUACUUGCACUUAACCAAAGUGAUGUAGCAACAAUAACUGCUAAAUUAAUUUCACUAUUUCAAAAUUAUAUCUUUGCCUCAGAUAGUGCAUCUGUAAUAAUAGGAAACAAAAAUG
Molecule: messenger RNA, 557 nt
Organism: Dentiscutata erythropus
Lineage: Eukaryota; Fungi; Glomeromycota; Glomeromycetes; Diversisporales; Gigasporaceae
Source: the annotation of a GenBank genome assembly